Molecule: messenger RNA, 420 nt
Organism: Knipowitschia caucasica
Lineage: Eukaryota; Metazoa; Chordata; Actinopteri; Gobiiformes; Gobiidae
Source: the annotation of a GenBank genome assembly
AUGUGUCUUCCCAGCAGAUAUCAAAACAAUGGCAACACCCUUGUUCUGUUCUGCUCCUCUGCGCCUCCCGUCCAGAGGUGCGGACACUACCGUAGAAGCUGUUAUAGCCCUAGUACCUCCCCUCCCCCUCCCCCAGUGGGCCUCUUUUUUUACAAGUGUGUGGACAGCCCUGACCCGCUGAUCCUGACGCUGGCUGACACUGAUGGUGCUCAGACUUUGACCCCUGAGCCCCGGAGAGCUCUCUCACAGGACCGAGGACCGGGCGUGUUUUCAGGUCCCACCCAAUGUCUAAUGAGGACGGAGACACAAGCAGCUCCUCUCUCCUCUCACCCACCACCCCCCCUCCACCCCUUCUGCCCGCUCCGUGUGCCAGUGCCAGGCUGCAGCUGGGCCACUAAUCACCCCUCCUGGCCUGGAUAA